CGCCAACCUGGUCGGGAUAUGAGAAUGAAAAGCGCACCCUCCCGUAACGACCACGAGACGACCAAACAGCUUGCCCUUGCGUUGCUAUUUUUUGACACGGAAACUUCUUUCCGUAUUCCGUAAAGUGAAUGCGACGCAUUUAUUGGUAAGUAUCACUUCUAUCUAGGCCAUUUAUGCUGACUCAACAUGACCGACAGCGUUUAUGGUGUGCCUGUGGCGCUGUCCAGCACAGACAGACUUUCAUCGCUACUUCAGAUUUCAAAUUGCUCCGCACUCUCUUGUGCGUGCAAGAAUGUGGGAGAUGUUUGUUUUGAUGCAGUUAUUGUUGCAUAAUUUGGAUUUGCGGAGCAAACAAGAAUAACACUUUCACACUCUGUGGUGGGAGCACUUUUCAAUUUGAUACGGCGGGAACGGGCGUCUGACCACGUUCGGGACGUCGCGUGUGAACGCUUUCUAUCUCAGCUUGCUCCGCGAAGGUUUUCCGGUGAUGAGGGAUACACUGCGCGAAAUUCAGAAUGGAAACCCCGAGUUGCAAGGGAUCCGCAUCUAUCCUCUGCAAAAGUUGCAUUAUCGGGCUCGUACUCAUUGUUGCAUCAACCUUGCAUGACAACUCUACUCCUUGUUCUUUUUCAUCGGUAGUUCCGCACGUACAAAUUCAGCCCUUCAAGAACUGGAGAAAUAAAUUUGGCGAAAAUUAUGUAUGCAAUUACCACGACUUCGAGCACGAUAGCGAUACUUUUGCAAAAAUGCAUAACGUCACGACAUUGACUACCAAUGACGUGCUCCGCGGAGACGAGACGCCCGACCUCUAUAACCAGCACGACAAUUUGCAUCCGAAUUGGCGCGGGAGUGAGGUUUUGGCCAGAAAGCUGUACGAUCACAUAAUCACUUCUACACCGUAGAAAUUGAAAUCUUAUCAUUUGUUACACUACAUUUGAGGAGGAAUAAAGAUUUUGAGAGAACAGCUACGGGCUGUGCCAUGUUCUAACACUAACAGCACUAACACUAAAACACAAAGUUGGAUUUUUCCGAGGUAUUGAGUGAUGUUUCAAGAAAGGUGAAGACGGAUAAACAAGAAGAAAUGUUGUAUGGAGCUAGGUCUUCUGCUUUCGUCUUGUUUCGGUCGGAAGAUGCGACCGACGCCACGCUCUACACCACCCAGGACGGGAGAAAGUGGCGGAAGAAGGUCGAGCGGUACACGCAAAACCGCCGACCCGAUUCGGAGGACAACGCGAUAAGCGCGGCGCUGAAGGACGAGCUUAAAAAUUUACUUACGCCGCUGGCGGGCGAGGAAACCGAUGGCGAAGAGGAGCAAUUAUUGUAUGAUGAUCUUCUACUUACCUCCCGUGUAUAAUUGUAGAGCGGUUAUAAUUGUAUGAUUUAGGUUUUUCUAAUCGUGUAUCAUUACGGUUUAUUUACGUAAGUAUCGGUAAAAGAUACAACGCGCCGGUUGUCGGGGCUCUCGCUCUGGUCCUCGGAGAGCUUCGCGCAUCUUGUGCAAAAAAGAUCACUAUUUUUGGAGACUUGAGCAAAUUGAAUCUUCUGGCAGGGCUGUUGAUUCCUAGCAGCUACUUAGGGUUCAGAUUCAGUUUGACUGUUUUGACAGCGCAAGAAACAUGAUGCGUGUCCAUUUUGGAGAUUUCCCCACAUCACCGGGAAAUGUGACACGCUAAAAAGAAGUUUUGGUUUGUUGCGUAUUCAUUUGCGCGGGUGAAGAAAAGAGCUAUUUCUUUAGAUGAUAGAAAGCAUCUUCAUAAAGGCCUGUUAUGUGUUCUAUACUUUUGAGCGUGAGCGAGCCGCGAGAUUGUUUUUUUUGGAGCGAUACGAAGGCUCCUUAUUGCAGGAAGAUGACCAGUAGUAGCAGCGACCACGACCUGGCUACGGUCUCCAGGCGUCGAGCUCGCCCAUUUUGGAUCGGGAAAAAAGAACCGCUCUGGAAGUAUUCGGCCAGAGUGUCGCGACCCAAAUCUGAAGUGCCUAGAUCUGCUCUAGAGAUUGAUCCAGUAGACAUUCGGUGAUGAAUAUUACUCAAACCAAUGGCCGGAAGAUAUAGUUAGAUACUAAGAGGAGGGGAAACGCAUGAAAAAGACAAAAAAUGGUUGACGAGGACCCUCUGUCUGACAUUGUCCUGUGCCCUGCGGCUGUGUGGAGGACGGCGUGGUAUUUGUUUUCAGAAACAGCGAGGACAGACGCGCUCUUCCAUUCCGCGUGCUGUCCUUGGCAUGAUCACAUGAACUACUGAAGGAAGAUCAACUACAACUCAUCACACUACGACUGUGGCUGUCCCUGUAUUCAAAUCUGUCAAAAACAGAACUGACGGCAGUCAUACUCGCCUGUGAAGAUCCAGAACAGAUCCGCUUCAUCAUCGCUCUGUCUCGCAGAUCCAAAUAAAGAACCAAGACGAAGCUCAUCUGCAAACGUUCUUCAUGAUCUUGAAAGGCUUGACGUAGAAGUUCACUGGAUCAUUGGUGCGCUCUAGUUCACCUUGCAACAAAGUUAGAAGGAGCGCACAUCAGCUCUGUUUCUGAGCAAGAUCAUUUCUUUCGAGAAUUUUUCAUUACGAAGAAGUCGCAUCAAAACGUUGAAAGAACCCAAUGUAGAAGUGUAUGCUUGCCCAAAAGCGAGCCGGAGGACAUUUGAUCGUGUACAAGAAAAAUGUGAAUAGCAGUGGCACAGUCCGCGUCCGCCUCUUUUGACCACGGUAGAACAUCAGCCUAAGUAGUAGUUUCUUGUACAGCAGCAGCUAGUAUCGUAGAAUAGCAAAGAGCCUCUAUUUAUAGUUUUGACCACUUCAUCUUGCGUGCAUUUUUAUACUAGCAGGAACGAAGCUAGAACUCCAACUCCUGCUUUCCCGAAGCAAAAACUUCAAAAGAAGAAUUGUACUCGUUCAGCUAAGUGCCUAGGUUAUAGUUUACUUCUCUAGGCUUAUUAUAUAUUGUAUUUCUCUUAUCAUUUUUCCCGUUCACCUGAAGGAGCGCACACGCUAUUCACUUUUGACCCGGCGAGGAAGUGAAGACAAAAUCAAAAUCAAAAACAAAAACACGAUGACCGGAAACACAAUUCCAGCAGUGCCUCGGUCGUAUGCAGAGGAAGAUCCUCUCUUACUGGGACGGGAUGAAGAAAAGUCGAAAACUUACCAUGCAGGAGGAGCUGAAGUUGAUGACACCCGCGUGCCACAAUCCGAACAAUUUAACGAAUCCUCUGGUCGCAGUUCCCCCUGUCUCCCGAUCUGGGCCAUUGUGCUCAUCGCGUUUCUGUCCCUCGGCGCUGUGGCGGGUGCGACGGCGGGAGUCAUUGUCGCGGUUAAUCAUGCGCGGUCUACUAUGGAACUGUCAGGAUUGAAAUCGUCAAAGUUGAAAUUAUAGUUUGAUGAUAUCAUGCAUAAAAUACAACGCAGAAAGUGCCUGUCUUGCAGAGUAGGCAAAAGGACCAGACUGUAAGCCUGUUUCGGGGUAGUUAGAAAUAGAGCUGCUAAAGUAGCAUGACAAGAGGCGUCUUCCUUACGCUUACCGGAACAGUAUUACAAACUGGAUUUCGGCUCUACUGAAAUUUGUCGUGCGCCGCUUCGAAGUUGGGCCUCCAACUGGUAUCCAUCUUAUGCAUUACAAGUUAUUUCAACUUUGUCGAUUUCAACUCUGACACAUCCAUAUCUAAUGGCAAAGGCAACGGCGGGGGCAAUGGCGCUUUCACCCCCACACAUAUCGACGCCGCCCAGUACUACGCGCACGAGCGCACGAAUGGGCAAACCGUAAGGCAUAUCAAAUGUAAAAGUGUCUGGGUCCUCUGGAAGAAUGCAACUUGUGAUGCUGCAGCUGCAUUUGGUUUUCAAAAAAAUGAAAAUCUGUAUUGCAUGAGCAGCAAAGGGAAUGCAAUUUUUGCUACGGGAAGUAGAGGGCAUUUGUCGCGCGGAAUAGGCAUGAUCCAGAAGCCCUCCAAAAAUCUCUGAUGCUAGGGCAAAAAUCACGACCGACAUCAUGGACGGCCAUGCAAAACUUGCAUGACAAGUCUCAGAAUCUUCCAGACCCAGACACUUUUGCACUUGAUAAGGCAGAUCGUCGCGAACCUCCGCGGUAUAUUGAAUGCAAACGCGCCAUCAAAUACGGCUCGCAUCGUGUACCUUGCGGGCGACUCUUGGAUGGAUGUCUCGCCGUUUGUGGAUACUGCAAACGACAAAAUGCAGAACAAGCUACCGAAUACAUACGACAAGUUUAUGCCGUACCUGAAGCCGGACAUCAUGUAUUACCUGUCGAAACUGUUCCACGACAGCACGGCUGGAGACUCCAGCUCCACCCAAUGCGUGAUGGCUGCGCAAGCGGGCUCUACGCUGAGAGACCGCUCCGUCCCAGGCGGUCCAAACAACCCCGCAAACGACGUCGCGAUUCGGGACACCGUGACGGAGCACGACCGCAUUGUGGUGCACGUCUCGGGCAAUGACUUACACCAAAGUAUCUUGCAGCAAGUUCUCCUGGGGAAAAGCCGGCAAGCGAUCAUCAGCGGACUUUUGGGUGGAUCUUUAAAGCGAGAAUUCAUCGACGCAUACCGGACUCUGUGGCGGGAAAAUUUUCCGAGGUAUCUGAAGUUUUUGACCGAGAAGAAAAAACCGAAGGACAUCAUCGUCCUCUCGCUUCCUAGGACGCGCGCAGGCUACUUUCGAGGCCACAUCGCCAACGCGGUCGGGAUAUUAGAAUGAAAAGUGCCCCCCCACCACGACCACGAGAAGACCAAAUAGCAGUAGCUCGCGUUGCAAUUUUUUGACACGGAAACUUCUUUCUGUAUUCCGUAAAGUGAUGAAUGCGACGCAUUUAUUGGUAAGUACUUAUCACUAUCUAAGCCAUUUAUGCAGACUCAACUUCAACAUGACAGACAUCGUUGACGCUGUGGCGCUAUGCAGCACAGAUCACAGACUUUCAGCGCUACUUCGGCUUGCAAAUUGGUCCGCACUCUCUGGUGCGUGCAAGAAUGUGGGAGAUGUUUGUGUUGGCUUUGGCAGUUAUGUUUGCAUAAUUUGCGGAGCAAACAAGAAUAACACUUCCACACUCUGUGGUGGGAGCACUUUUCAACUUUAUACGGGAGCACGUUUCUGGCCUCGACCGGGACCUACAUUGUAAACCAAUUCUAUCUCAGCUUGCUCCGCGAAGGUUUUCCGGUGUUGACCGAUACACUGAACGAAAUUCAGAAUGGAAACCCCGAAUUGCAAGGGAUCCGCAUCUAUCCUCUGCAAAAGUAAAAGUAAUUCUAUCGGGCUCGUACUAAUUAUUGCAUCAACGUUGCAUGACAGCCCUACUCCUUGUCCUUUUUCAUCGGUAAGUACUUCCGCACGUACAAACUGGUAGCCCUUCAGGAACUGGAGAAAUAAAUUUGGCGAAAAUUAUGCAACAGCCACGACUGCUAGCACGAUAGCGAUACUUUUGCAAUGCAUAGCGUCACGACACUGACUACCAAUGACGUGCUGCGCGGAGACGAGACGCCCGACCUGUACAACCAGCACGACAAUUUGCAUCCGAAUUCGCGCGGGAGUGAGGUUUUGGCCAGAAAGCUGUACGAUCACAUCACCACUUCUCCACCGUAGACAUUGAAAUCUUGUCAUUUGUUAAACUACAUUUGAGCAGGGAUAAGAUUUAUUUGAGCGGACAGCUACGGGCUGUGCCAUGUACAUGUUCUAACACUAACACUAACACACAAAGUUGGAUUUUUCCUAGGUAUUGUAUUCAUUGAGUGAUGUUUCAAGAAAGGCAAAGGUGAAGACUGAUAAACAAGAAGAAAUGUUUUGAUUAUGGAGCUAGGUUUUCUGCGUUCGUCUUGGUUCGACUGAACAAGGGGAGGAGCAAUUCUUGUAUAAUGAUCUUCCACAACUUACCCGUCCCCGUGUAUGGAGUACUUGUAGAGCUUUCUAAAUUGUAUGAUUUAGGUUAUUUUUCUAAUCGUGUAUAAUUACGGUUUAUUUACGUAAGUAUCGGUAAAAGAUACAGCGCGCCGGUUGUCGGGGCUCUCGCUCUGCUGCUCAGAGAGCUUCGCGCAUCUUGUGCAAAAAAGAUCACUAUUUUUGGAGACGUGAGCAAAUUGAAUCUUCUGGCAGGUGAGCUGUUGAUUCCUAGCAGCUAGUAUUCAGAUUCAGUUUGAUUGUUUUGACAACGCAAGAAAAAUGAUGCGUGUCCAUUUUGGAGAUUUCCCCACAUCACCGGGAAAUGUGACACGCUGAAAAGAAGUUUUGGUUUGUUGCGUAAGUAUUCAUCUGCGCGGAUGAUAAAAAAAGACUAUUUCUUAAAGAUACCCAUACCCCAUACCCAUAAAAACCUAUCCCCAGCUCGGCUAGUCGUCCUCAGAAACAUGUCCUAUGGUUAGCUUAAAAAAGAGAGUAGCUUAGUAGUUAGAAGCUGACUAUAGAGGUGUCCUCCUCCUCCUCCUCU
Amoebophrya sp. A120 is the source of this 6407-nucleotide messenger RNA. The record is from the annotation of a GenBank genome assembly. Lineage: Eukaryota; Dinophyceae; Syndiniales; Amoebophryaceae.